This is a messenger RNA of Daldinia childiae, 1020 nucleotides long. Its product is annotated as Transport and Golgi organization 2 like protein. NCBI's taxonomy places the organism in Eukaryota, Fungi, Ascomycota, Sordariomycetes, Xylariales, Hypoxylaceae. Gene Ontology annotation, cellular component: Golgi apparatus. Gene Ontology annotation, biological process: Golgi organization; protein secretion. The coding region runs from base 1 to 1020 and encodes 339 amino acids. The transcript has a single exon. The record is from RefSeq and is a predicted model, not a curated record.
AUGUGCAUCGUUCUUAUCACGACGGCUCAUCCGAAAUAUGCACUUAUUGCUCUUGACAAUCGGGAUGAAUACAUCCUAAGACCUACUAGCCGGCCUCACUGGUGGACCCAUCAACCUUCAGGAGAACAAAUACUGUCCGCGCGAGACUUGUACCGUAAGGAGCGAGGGACAUGGCUAGGCGUCACUAAAACCGGACGAUUCGCCGUGCUGACAAAUUAUCGGGAGUCGAGUGAGGAUGACCCGGACCCGGAUCACGCCAUCGCCGGGGUCAGGAGCCGAGGUACCAUAGUGAAUGCCUGGCUGGGUGCCCCCUCCGGACUUGGCCUAGAUGAGUUCGUCAAUACGAUGCUAGAAGGUCGUGCCGCCAAGGGUGUUGGAGGGUUUUCGCUCGUAUGCGGUGAUUUGAAGCAGAGAACUGAGAAGGGCAUUAAACCGCUCGCGAUCAUCUCCAAUCGGUGGGAUCAUGUCGGCGAGGUCCCGUGGAUAGGUGGAGAACGUGGACACAUAUAUGGCCUAAGCAAUGCCGUCUAUGUAGAACCUGCUCAAUGGGAGAAGAUCAAUAUCGGGAAGAAAUUGACGGAGGAGGCGAUACAAGAAGCUGUCGACAAGGACAUGAACGAAGAGGAGCUUACCAACCGGCUCUUCAAAGUCCUCGAUCAUGAUACACUACCUUUGGAGCCCAAGAUGAGUUUUCAAGAGCAUAUGGAUGCCCUCCGGCGGUCUGUAUUCAUUCGCAGCUUUGCAGAGGAUCAGGGAUGGAAAGACAUGGCUGACGCGGCCGAUGAAGGGAGGGCAAAAGCAGCAUUUGAUGCAAUCGAAGAUAACAGCGAGCCGGAAGAGCAUAGGGACGCACAUGGAUAUUUUAUGAAAGGUGCUUAUGGUACUCAAAGACAGACCAUUAUUCUUUUAGAUUGGGAAGGCAAUAUUACGUAUAAAGAGCGGGCGUUAUGGGAUUCUCAUGGGAAUCCGAUUGAAAGAGGAAAGGGGGAUGAGACGUUCAAGUUUAAGAUAGAAGAAUAA